Hypanus sabinus (Atlantic stingray) is the source of this 5550-nucleotide messenger RNA. It is a transcript of the gene jagn1a, whose product is annotated as jagunal homolog 1a. Bases 11 to 568 code for a protein of 185 amino acids. Gene Ontology annotation, biological process: endoplasmic reticulum organization; granulocyte colony-stimulating factor signaling pathway; vesicle-mediated transport. Lineage: Eukaryota; Metazoa; Chordata; Chondrichthyes; Myliobatiformes; Dasyatidae. The record is from RefSeq and is a predicted model, not a curated record. The transcript is spliced from 2 exons. Gene Ontology annotation, cellular component: endoplasmic reticulum membrane.
AAGAUCGUUGAUGAGAAUGGCCUCCCGUGCUGGCCCACGUGCUACAGGGACAGAUGGCAGUGACUUCCUCCAUAGAGAGAAAGUAGCUUCACAUUAUCAGAUGAGUGUAACUCUGAAGUCUGAGAUCAAGAAGCUGAUAAUUGCUCAUUUAGUACUCUGGACACUACUCACUCUACAGGUUAUUGUCAGCCACAUGAAGUUGGUGUCACAUGAUCUGAUUGCUAUGCCAUACCAAUGGGAGUACCCAUACCUGCUGAGCAUCAUACCAUCUAUCUUUGGAUUUAUAUCCUUCCCUCGUAACAACAUAAGUUACCUGGUGCUUUCUAUGAUUAGUGCGGGCCUCUUCUCCAUUGCCCCUCUCAUUUAUGGCACCAUGGAGAUGUUCCCCAUGGCACAGCAGCUGUACCGAAAUGGAAAGGCUUACCGCUUCAUUUUUGGUUUUUCUGCUGUAGCUGUCAUGUACUUGGUUUUGGUUAUUGCAGUACAAGUGCAUGGCUGGCAGAUCUACUACAGCAAAAAAUUACUGGACUCUUGGUUUACCUCCACACAGGAAAAGAAGAAGAAAUAGUCUGGAGAAGAAAGUACAAUUUGAAAGGUUUAUGAACUAUGGUGAAUAUGAUGGGACUGUAUCAGUCCAUCAGAGAUGAUGAUACAGGGGUAAAUUGCUGGAGCUUAUCUUGAAUAGGAUGUUUUUAUUUUUAUCAUCAUACCCUGAUGCUUUUGUUUCCAAUCAAAGAAAUAUAACGAGUCUCAAACAUUUUGUGCGACUUUUUCAAUUUUUUGGUUGUUGAAUAGAUUGUUGUGGCUUUUAAGAAUAUAAUGGUAAUGUCACUCUGUAGCUAGAUAAUGCAGUAUAUUCGGGAAUGUUUCCAAAAUGAUUUGUCCAAAUCAUUUCUUUUUUUAUGGUUGUAUUUCCUCAUGAUAUAUCAAUGUGAUUUUUCAAGAGGAAAUAACAAGUGGUUUAAUUGUUGAUUUUGUAUAUUAUACUGCUGCAAGGUUGCAAUUUCCUACAUCAAUCUUCAGUGAAACUGGGUGUGUGGUACAUGGGUGGGAGUGUUACUUAGAGCAGUCAAAUGUUCUUUGAAAAUUAGGUUGCAUGUUAUAAGCAACGUGUUCAAUGCUUACAAAUUAGAUCCACUUGUUUCCUUUCAGGCAAUCAUAUGAAAUCCCCCCAUUCUUUUCAUUAUUUAAUAAAAGGCCUUGUCCUAGCAUUGAGUUAGUUUGACCAGUGCAAGAAUACAGUCUACUUAACCUUAUAUGACAGUUUCUUGUUAUGUACUUUUAAAGUUGCAUCACACAAAUCAUUUUGGAUUUGGCUUCAGCUCGCUGAACAGUCUUAAUGAUUCUUAGCUAUAGUUAUGUUUGUCUCAGUGUUCAAGUGUUGUCACACAAAUUAUGAGCAUAGUCUUAAAAUACUGAUCUGAUUUUAUUUAUAUCUCUUAAUAUUUCCUAUCUCUUCUGAAUCAGCUUCUUAAUCCUCUGUAUGCUGUUGCUUUGAUUUCUCUAUAAUGAGCUCUGGUGUAGAGUUGGACAUGAGCACACUAUUUGCAGUGAGGCACAUCUUAUGACAUUCUUUUGAGAACUGAAAAACAUCCUGCAUUCCCACACUGGUUUCAUAAAUAUCUAAUUGGUUAAAUAAAAGUAAUACCGUGUCAAAUCCAUGAGUUGACUCAAGUUGUUUACAACCCUGCUCUACAUUCAAGCACGACUUUUUGAAAGGAACUUGCUCCUUUUUAUGGGGAUGGUAAGAAAUUUGACAGUAUAAUUUAAAAUUGUGAGAAGUUUAUAAUCACUGCAGAUCAGUCAAUCCCCCCACGUUAGUCUGCAGGUGUAGUAGCUUCAUAUUUUGUGUAUAUAUAAAAAUUAAAAAAAAUAAACCAAUGAAUAAGUUAAUCUAAAUUGAGUAGUCUUUUUAUGUGCAAAAGUUAGUAGAUUGAAUUUUGUUUUGAUUUUAUUGCAUAUUUUAAUUACAAAGAAUAAAUGUUGCACAAUCAUUUUUUAUACCAGUAUGAUGUAGAAAUUUAAUCAGAAGCAUGUUAGAGGUCUAUCCAUUAUGUCUUUGUCUUUAUGAAUAAAAUAGAGUUGUCACUUUUUUUGCUUACCAAUCAUGUUAGCAAGUCAUUAAUGAAGGAGAGGGUUGCUCUGGUAAAACUGAUUGGAAGUUUGUUGUCUAUGGUUGCUUUCCCAUCCUACCUUCAUUUGUCUUCCAAAAAAAUUGGAUGCUUAGAUCUCAAGACCUGGUAACUAUCAUCUCUUGAUUUGAGGCAUUUCAAUUAGUGGUUGCCUUGCAACUAGAUCAAGCACAGUGAUGUCACUUUACAAUAAUAAUACAUUAUUCUGAGCAGUAAUUGAAUUUUGUGUCCCUUACUGUUUUUUGGCUGUGCUGUGCUGUCUUCGGAACAUUUAUUUAUUUAUAUAGACAGCAGUUAUCAAUGUUAAUGAAUUGUAUACAGGUAAUUGCUAUGAAAUUACAUUGGAAUAGUUUUAUUAUUUUGAAUUAGUCAUCUGAUGUCAACAAAAUUAGAGUGUAAAAGAUGAAAUGGGGCAUAGAUGAAUGGAAUAUGUCAGCAUGCCCAGUUACAUUGUAGGAGGGGAAAAUUAAGAAUGCGGAGCAUAAAAAGUAAAUUUAAGUAUAAUCAAAGAACGCAUGCACAUUUCAUUUGAAAUGUUUUACAAUUUGGAUUACUGAAGCCAAGAUGUCUGCAUCUUUUCACGGAAGUUGAUAAGGGACAUAGACAAAAUGCUGGAGGAAUUCAGCAGGCCAGGCAGCAUCUAUGGAAAAGAGUAUAGUUGAUGUUUCAGAGAGAGACCUUCAACAGGACUGGAGAAAACACUGGGACAUUAUUUUCCUCCAAUUCUCAUAAAGGGUCUUGGCCUGAAAUAUCAACUACACUCCUUUCCAUAGAUGCUGCCUGGCUUGAAGAGGCUUCCAGCAUUUUGUAUGUUGCUUGGAUUUCCAGCAUCUGCAGAUUUUUUUCUUCUUUGAAGUUAAUAAGCAUUUAAUUAGUAAAAACAAAAUCUCUGGCAAAGACAUGAUUGUCCAAAUGAUGACUUCUCUGCAAUACAUGAUAUUACCUCCUUGCCAAUGCUUAAAGCUAGUAUUUAGGUUUCGGAACUCCACUGUUAAAAGCUAAUACAAGUAUGGUAUUUGCCAGACAAUUGAAAACUGUGUUGCUCCGGGUUGCAGUUGUUCUGUCUUCUCUUGCAAAUCUUCUUGCUGACAGUCACCUCAUCAUGUUGGCGUUUAUCCUAUUCAAUCUAUCUAUGAUUUGGAUUUUGCCAAUGGAUUAGCCAGUGGUCUACUUUGUAUUUCCAUGCAGGAAAUUUCUUGCAUAGGAGGCUUAUCGUUCAUGUUUUUGAUACAGAUUGCAUUAGUCAUCUGGCAUUUUAAUCUAUCUUUUAUGUAAAUUACUAAGAUGAGCUGCAUAUUUAAACCAUGUUAAUAUUGUAUCUGCAUGGCUCUGGUUGUGCUUAAAGCAAUCACUUGCUAACAGAUUUUAACAUAGAAACCCUACAGCACAAUACAGGCCCUUUGGCCCUCAAAGCUGUGCUGAACAUGCCCCGACCUUAGAACUACAUAGGCUUUACCCAUAGCCCUCUAUUUUUCUAAGCUCCAUGUAGCCAUCCAGGAGAUCCUUAAAAGACCCUAUCAUUUCCGCCUCCACCACUACUGCUGGCAGCCCAUUCCAUGCACUCACCACUCUCUGCAUGAAAAAAAAGCAACAACUUACCCCUGACAUCUCCUCUGUACAAUUUUACUUAAACAUAGUUUUCCUCUGAACUCUGUGCUGUGACGUUUGAUGGUAGUCUUUGUAUAUUUGCAAUCAUCAGAAUUUGUGUGCAAAAAGGAAGUUUUUAUUAACUAUUGCAAACCAAUCCGUGCAAAAAGUUCUAAUUGGAUUUUUACCAUAUUUUUACCGUUCAAAAAUGUGUUAAUUGGAUGGAUGAAGUUGAAUGUGUAUGCAUAUAGUGGGUUCUCUGUAUUUCAUAAUUGUGAAUGCAAAUGUAUUUGGAAAGUGGUGUGGAAAUGAAAUAAGAAAUCUGGAGCCUUCAUGUUCAUAACUUAAUUUCAGAUUUUAAUGAAAAAUAAUCAUACUCAGUGAAUACACAAUUUUGAAGUCAAGAACGUAUUUAAAUUGUCAUUUUUUUUCCCUACACUAAUAGUAUUGAAGUCUAAGAUGAAUUGUCUGGUAAAGGAAUAAUUGUGGUAUAAAGCUUUCUGAAUAGCAUCUAAAAAAUCAAAUUUAGCUAGUGAGUAAUUCUUUGAAUCGAUGUUAAUCCAUGGCAAAGUUUGCAUUUAAUAUGGUCUUAUGUUUUCGCUUACUGAUAAUUCUACCUAAAGUAGUUGCAUACUUUGAAACUAUUAUUGAAAUGCUUUCAAAUCUAUUAAAAGGUACUAACAAAAUCAAAACAAGUUUUUGUGCUUAGUAGAAAUUCAGCACCUGAAGUUUCAUGGAGAAGGAUGCACAAUAUCCUGAAAGGGGAGGGUGAGCAGUCAGAAGUUGUAGAUAUUGGUACCAACAACAUGGGUAAAGAAGGGGAGGAAGUCCUGAAAACAGAAUACAGAGACUUAAGAAAAAAGUUGAGAAGCAGGACCUCAAGGGUAGUGAUCUCAGGAUUAUUGCCUGUUCCACAGGACAGGAAGGAUAGAAAUAGAAUGAGGUGGCAGAUAAACGUGUGGCUGAAGAAUUGGAGCAGGGCAAGGAUUCAGAUUCCUGGAUAAUUGGAAUCUUUUUUGGGGCAGGUGUGACCUUGAAUCUGAGAGGGACCAAUAUUCUUGCAGGCAGGUUUAUUAGAGCUGUUGAGAAUGACUUGUAUUAAUAUGGCACAGGAAUAGGAACCAAUAUGGUAAAAAUGAGGGUAAGCCAGCAGGUUUACAAGUAGAGAUGGAUGUAACCUGUAAGGAAGGACAAGCCAAUUAUUGGGUGCAAGUGUAGUUAAACUGUACAACAGAGGCAAAAUUCAAAAGGGCAAAGAAUGUACGACUGAAGGUGCUGUAUUUAAAUGUGUGUAGCAUUUGGAAUAAGGUGGAUGAACUCGUGGUACAAUUAGAUUGGUCUGUAUGAUGCAGGCAUCACUGAGUCGUGGCUGAAAGAAGGUCAUAGUUGGAGCUUAACAUCAAAGGAUAUACUUUGUCGAAAGGACAGGCGGGAAGGCAUAGGUGCUGGUGCAGCUCUGUUGGUAAGAGAUGGAAUUACAACUUUAGAAAGAGGUAGCAUAGGGUAAGAGAAUGUAGGAUCUUUGUGUAUAGUGAUAAGAAACUGCAAGGGUUUAAAAAAAACAUGGGAAUUAUAUAUGGUCCUCCAAAUAGUAGCCAAGAGACGGCAUUGAGAUUGCAAAGGGAACUGGGAAAGGCAUGUAGUAGGGUAAUGACACAAUUGUAAUGAGCACUUCAAUAUGCAAGGGAUUGGGAAAAUCAGGUUGGUGUUGGAUUGCAAGAGCAGGAGCUUGUUGAAUGCCUACAGUUUGUACUUGAGCCUACUCGGGAAAAGGCUAUGUUUUGAUUGUGUGUUGUGUAAUAACCCAGAUCUUAUUAAGGUGCUUAAUGUU